This is a messenger RNA of Cyprinodon tularosa, 1359 nucleotides long. RefSeq lists its product as uncharacterized. The record is from RefSeq and is a predicted model, not a curated record. Gene Ontology annotation, biological process: positive regulation of T cell proliferation; negative regulation of T cell proliferation; cell surface receptor signaling pathway. Gene Ontology annotation, cellular component: external side of plasma membrane. Bases 273 to 983 code for a protein of 236 amino acids. The transcript has 7 exons. Lineage: Eukaryota; Metazoa; Chordata; Actinopteri; Cyprinodontiformes; Cyprinodontidae.
GCACUUUGAAUCCUGCUGCUACCGGAUCAAAGGCAGCGACAGUUGUUGAACCUGUUUAUUGGUUGCCAGGCAAAAGAGGCCCCGCCCAGCGUUCAACAUUUAUAUGCAGUGACAGAGUAAAGAGUAGCAACAGCAGACGUAGAGCAGAAGGAGCAAAGGGAGCGGUACAUGUUGGGACCUAUUCUGGAUCUGAUGGAGUCUCUGCUCAGGUUUCCCUUCUGGACCUCCACCUUCUGCCUCUACCUGUCCUGGACUCAGGUUCAAGGGAGAAGAUGAUCCUGCUGCUCAUCAUCAUCAACUCAUGUCUCUGUGCAGCAACAUUUGUAGUGAAUGUGACACAGAGCUCCUAUCAGGCAGAGGAGAACCACAACAUCACUCUGGAGUGGACCUUCACCACCAGACCCAACAGAACCAGGACCAUCUACUGCUGCGUGUUGACUCUUCCCAGAGAAAUAGUCCUCUAUUCAGUCUAUGAAGAUAUUAAAGAGACAGAGUUUACUGAUGAACACUUUAAAGGACGAGUCCAGAUGGACAAAGACGUCCUCAGAGAAGGACGGAUCAGAUUCCAUCUGUCCAGACUGAGGACUGAAGAUUCUGGACUGUAUGUGUGUAACAUCAGGACUGACUAUGGGUGGGGUUCUGCAGACUGCAACAUCACAGUCAGUGAGACAGUUCCUCAGAGAACCAGUCCAACCCCAGAGGUAGAGACCAUUAGAACCGGUCGGCGCUCCAGGCUGCUACUCUGUUUACUUUCUGCUGUUAUCUUCUUCUUCUUCUUGGUUGGUUUCCUGUGUUACUUUAGAAAGUUCCCUAAAAACAGCAAGUUCUGUCCUCUGCAGCAGAUCUGUGUUCAUGCAGACAGGAACUCUGCAGAGAGGGAUUCAAACCAGCAGCCUAACCCUCCUGGACAAUAUCUGGAUCUUCCUCUGACUGCAUUUAGAUGCUGCAGGAACCUCCUGGACCUUCAGAACAGAGCUCGAUGAAACCUCAUCAUCAUGGAGAUGACAGAUUUUAGAAGAAACUAGAAAUUAACAGAAAACUCGGAGGUCAAGUCUGAUUUCUUCUUCAUGCCUCAUGGAUUCUGCUUGGAGCACAAACUCUUGGAGAACUUUAAAAGCUGAAGCACCUGUUCUGAAUGGACUGAACAUUUAUCAGCCACUGUGAUAAAACAAGAUAUUCUGACAACAUUAAGGUGCCUUGAAGAUUUACAGAAGCAGGUUUGUGGAUCGGAGUAUAUUGCUCUCCGAGGCGGAGCAUCUAUGUGUCAUUAUUACCAUGCAGUACAUGCUCAUUUUCCGCUGCUGCUCCCGUUUCACUGUCCAGUCUAGACCCGGAAGUAUAAACAAUAAACACAACAGG